AUGUCACCUCCCCGGCUCCAUCGGGGGUGUUCCGAGUUUUUCAAUCAGUCGGUCCGGCUCAGCAACCUCGAGUUCCUGCAUGUACCCUCGCGCGAGACUGUCGUCCAGGAGUUGCUCCAGGAGUACGGCCUGGAGCCGUCCUUUCCGCCCGAAGUGGAACUCGAAGCCCAAGAUCUCGCGAGGGCUCCCAGGAGUGGCAUGGAGGACCCAGGACUGGAAGACCGGACGUCCUGGCCCUAUGUGACCAUUGACGGCCCCUACACCCGCGAUCUGGACCAGGCCAUCUUCAUCAAGCCAUUGGGGGAUGGAUACUUGGUGUCUUAUGCUUUGGCAGACGGCUGUUUCUACAUGCCCCAGCACAGCCUUCUCUUCAAGCAGGCCUUGGAACACCGACAUGGCUCAAGCUUCUACCUCCCCAGGUGUUGCGUUCCAAUGCUGCCAAGGGUGCUCUCUGAAGAUGCGAUGUCUCUCAAUGAGAAAGUAGUACGCAGAGCGCUUUGCAUGGAAAUGGAAUUGGACUCCCGGGGCAAGGUCACCAAUACACGGGCUGUUCGUGGGAAGAUAUGCAGUCAAGCCAAACUGACCUUCCAGGGCGUCGAGAACUUCUUGGACGGAAAGGCUCCCGAGUGCCACGAGUUUGCAGGCAGGCCAUUUGCCGAGACGCUGCAGCUGCUGCGCACGGUGGGCAACUUGCGCCGAUCUCUUGCCCGGGAGCGAAAUGUUGUCGAAUAUAAGCGGCAUCGGAAUGACGUCAGCAUCAACGACGAUGGCUCCAUCAUGGUGGUGAGAGAAGAGCAGCUUCGAACCGAGCUCUACAACGAGCAGAUCUCGCUGAUGGUGAACAUCGAGGGAGCCGAGCUGCUCAAGAGAUACUCCUCGGAGGCCCAGAAUCUGAAGAUCGAGCCGAUCUUCCGUGCCCAGAAUGCACCCACAGACAAGACGCUGGACUGCCUCACCACCUUUAUCAACGACUUGAUCCGGGUCCAUGGCUUAGACCCCGUUGUUUGGAGGUGGAGUCGAGAUGGGGAGGAGACCUUGGCAACGUACCUCAAGCGCUUGUGGUACUAUACCGAGGAGGACUCGGACUUGCAUUGUGUUUUCAUGGCAAUCAACCGUCGGGCCAUGAUGAGCAACAAGCCUGCAAAGUUCCAGGCUGAGCUCGGCCUUCACGAGUCCCUCCAGGCCAUCUACGCACGGUUCUCAUCCCCGAUGCGGGAGCUUGUGGGAUGCUUCACCCACUGUGAACUGGGUCAGGCUAUGGGGUGGAUCCCUGCAGCGGAUGACAGCAAGCUACGGGACCGGGUGAUCCAAGUUGGAAAUGAGGCCAAAACGAAGCAGAAAAAGAUCUCCAGAGACCUGGAGGAGGCAGCAUUGCGAGCCCUUUGCGUUCCCGAGCUCCGCAAGCCCCGAGCAGAGCGCCCAAUCUGGAUUGGAGUCAUCCUGGGCGUCGGGGCCAAAAAGCAGGGACAGCACGCAUACAUAGAGCUAUCAGACCCGCCCAUGGAGGUGAAGGUCUACCUGCGAUUGCGGGGCUGCCCACAGCAGUAUAAGGUAAAGGAAGGUGUCACCUUGCUGCCAGCCGAGAUCGACGCACGAAGCUGGCGGGUUGGUGAGCGCGUGGGCUUGCGCGUCACGAAGAUGCUCCCCCCCAAAGAUGCCAAGGGUUCCGAGGAGGCCCCCACAUCACCCACGUCGGGCGCCCAGAAGGGCUCAAAGUUCCUGUUCGAGUUCCUGGAGCCGGCUCCUGCUGCGAGGUACGCCGAGCAAAGUCACAAGAUGUGGGCGGAAGUCCACCUGGGCUCUGGCGCCGGCUUGCUUUAA
Messenger RNA from Symbiodinium natans, 1821 nucleotides. The record is from the annotation of a GenBank genome assembly. Lineage: Eukaryota; Dinophyceae; Suessiales; Symbiodiniaceae.